UUCAGAUUGUGCGCAAAAUGCUAUCGCAUCGUUGUCAAUUGCUUGCACGAGAUUUUCGUGCUGUGUUUGCGCAUGCCCGUUGUGUCACUUCCUGUGGCCAGGUGUCACGCGUAGACCUUCAACAAUGAUUUGGAUAUCCCUUCUUACAGCUGCAUUUCUCACCAGAACAGGAGUUGCUGCCGGUACCACCAAACUCCCAGGAAAUAUCACCAUUGUGGAGGGGAUGACGGGAGCCACGGGGCCCAUUGGUGCGACCGGGCCGCUCGGACUGUCUGGCCCCAUGGGGCAGAAAGGCAUGAAGGGGGAGAUGGGGAUGGCGGGAGGCACGGGCCCUCCUGGUGGCCGAGGUGAGAUGGGUGGGACAGGCCCAACUGGCCCCCAGGGAGCAGCCGGCCCCCGGGGAGACAUUGGGGCCACAGGUGUGGCUGGACCUGUAGGGGCGGUAGGGGCGACAGGACCGAUUGGCCGGACUGGAAGGGAAGGAUUAAAGGGAAACCCAGGUCUACGAGGUCCUAAAGGAGAGACCGGCGAUGACGGAGACAUGGGGGGUCGUGGAGCACCCGGGGAGAAGGGAGCGGCGGGUUCCACGGGGGUGCAGGGGGAUACAGGUACACGCGGGCACACGGGUGCAAGAGGGGUGACGGGACCUGCAGGAGCGACCGGUGUUCGCGGACCCGAGGGAUUGCCAGGACAGACGGGUUCCGAGGGAGAGGUGGGCAUGACUGGCCCCCAAGGACCAGUUUUCACCGAUGUCAAUGAAUGUGCCACGUCAGACCAUGGCUGCUCACACAACUGUGUGAACACAAUACAAGGGUAUCACUGCACGUGCAAAACCGGAUACCGUCUGCUCAUCUCCGACAAUAAAACAUGUUCAGACGUGGAUGAGUGUGAGGAACGGAAUGGCGGCUGUCAACACACUUGUUCCAACUCUGACGGCAUGUACGAGUGCGCCUGUGAGGAUGGCUACAGACUAGGUCCGGACAGACGUUCAUGUUUAGACAUAGACGAGUGUAGGGAGCGGCACGGUGGGUGUACGAACUUACAGCAUUGUAUCAACAUGCCCGGGGGUAACCAAUGUGUGAGGAGGGAGGUGGGCGUUGCAGCAGCGAAAUCAUCAGCCUCCACUCAAGCAGUUUGUGAAAAAUACAGUGGGAUUUUAAGCAGGUCAACCGUCAUCGGGCUCAUCGUCUGGCUUAUCCUGCUCAGCCUCCUGCUAUUCCUCAUCUUGGCUUGCCUUUUCGCCAGGAAGGGGCGGCGUAGUCGGGACGAGAGGCGUUUUAACGAGGGAGCUUGGGAAACAAAGUCUCACAGAAGUGCCUACUCAAGCAGAAUGCCUGAGGUCAAUUAUUAUUAAGCCUUAUGAAACAAAUAACGUAUAACUCGACUGUUGUAACGUGUAUAUAAGAACAUAUAAUAGUUAUACAUUAAAUUAUUUAUCUUUU
This is a messenger RNA of Haliotis rufescens (red abalone), 1442 nucleotides long. RefSeq names its product macrophage receptor MARCO-like. Gene Ontology annotation, molecular function: calcium ion binding. The transcript is spliced from 9 exons. The coding region runs from base 125 to 1354 and encodes 409 amino acids. NCBI's taxonomy places the organism in Eukaryota, Metazoa, Mollusca, Gastropoda, Lepetellida, Haliotidae. The record is from RefSeq and is a predicted model, not a curated record.